This is a messenger RNA of Salvia miltiorrhiza (redroot sage), 1166 nucleotides long. RefSeq names its product short chain aldehyde dehydrogenase 1-like. Lineage: Eukaryota; Viridiplantae; Streptophyta; Magnoliopsida; Lamiales; Lamiaceae. The coding region runs from base 146 to 961 and encodes 271 amino acids. The transcript has 2 exons. The record is from RefSeq and is a predicted model, not a curated record.
UUUGUCAUUUUUCUUUUUCUUAAAAAAAAAUAAAUAAAUAAACUGAUGAGAUUAGAUCUAGCAGUCUACACACUUAAGUCUGUACAUAUAUUUUAUCCAAACAUCGAUUUCAACCAUAAACCGAGCUUACUAUCUUGCUGUAUCAAUGGCGAAAAGGUUGGAAGGCAAGGUAGCGAUCAUCACCGGGGGCGCCAGCGGCAUCGGCGAGUGCGCCGCGUGGCUCUUUGUUCGGCAUGGCGCCAAAGUCGUCGUGGCGGAUGUGCAGGACGACCUCGGGAGGGCUCUGUGCCGGAGCAUCGGGUCCCCCGAGGUCAUCUCAUACGUCCACUGCGACGUGGCGAGCGAGGCCGACGUCGCGGGCGCGGUCGACUUCGCCGUCUCCGAGUACGGAAGGCUCGACAUAAUGUUCUCCAACGCCGCCGUCCCGGGCAAGGGCAAGGCUGGGAUCCUCGCCGCCGACUACGAGGAUGUGAAGAGGGUGUUCGACGUCAACGUCUUUGGCGCGUUCAUGUGCGCGAAGCACGCGGCGAGGGUGAUGAUCCCGGCGGCGAGGGGGAGCAUCGUGUUCACCUCGAGCGUUGCCUCUGUCACCCACGGCGAUGUGCCUCACGCCUACGUGGUGUCGAAGCACGCGCUCGUGGGGCUGAUGAAGAACCUUUGCAUCGAGAUGGGGGCUCACGGGAUACGCGUGAACUGCGUAUCCCCAUUCGGAGUCCCCACCCCGAUGCUCAUUGGCGCGCUCCGGAUGACAAAGAAGGCGGAGGCGGAGGAGUUGGUGUCGGAGAUUGCGAAUUUGAAGGGGGCAGUGGUCGGAGUUGAUGACGUGGCGGAGGCGGCAUUGUUCUUGGCUAGCGAUGAGGCUAAGUAUAUAAGUGGGCAGAAUAUUGUGAUAGAUGGAGGUUAUAGCUUGACCAAUAUUGCAUUGCGUGAGGGUAUCAAAAAUUUGAAUAUUUCUUCAUGAUGAUUUCACUGAGAUUUGGUAUUGUGAUUCGUGUGUUUAUUUUGUUUGUGGCUGUAAUAAAAGCAUUGUCGUCUUUCUAGCUAGUUUUUACGGUAAGGUUUUUGAACCUCAAAAUUGUACUGGUAUUUUGCUUUUUCCAGUUGUGGUAAUAGUAUGUUAUUGUCAACGCCUUCAGUGAAUGAAAUACUACUAGUUUUGUGGUCAA